AUGGUAAAGGCAACAGAAGCAGGCAGCAGGAGCCCCGCCCACAGAAGCAGGCAACAGGAGCCCCGCCCACAGAAGCAGGCAACAGGAGCCCCGCCCACAGAAGCAGGCAGCAGGAGCCCCGCCCACAGAAGCAGGCAGCAGGAGCCCCCGCUCACAGAAGCAGGCAGCAGGAGCCCCCCCUCACAGAAGCAGGCAACAGGAGCCCCGCCCACAGAAGCAGGCAGCAGGAGCCCCCGCUCACAGAAGCAGGCAGCAGGAGCCCCGCCCACAGAAGCAGGCAGCAGGAGCCCCGCCCACAGAAACAGGCAGCAGGAGCCCCGCCCACAGAAGCAGGUAGCAGGAGCCCCGCCCACAGAAGCAGGCAACGGGAGCCCCGCCCACAGAAGCAGGCAACGGGAGCCCCGCCCACAGAAGCAGGCAGCAGGAGCCCCGCCCACAGAAGCAGGCAGCAGGAGCCCCGCCCACAGAAGCAGGCAACGGGAGCCCCGCCCACAGAAGCAGGCAGCAGGAGCCCCGCCCACAGAAGCAGGCAGCAGGAGCCCCGCCCACAGAAGCAGGCAACAGCCUGCCUGCCCAAUUAUUGCUCCACAUCCUUAUGAUACCUGGCUUGGCACCGUGGGAGGGGGGGGGUUAUCCACCAGGAGGAUCACUGUAAUGUGA
Messenger RNA from Procambarus clarkii (red swamp crayfish), 660 nucleotides. NCBI's taxonomy places the organism in Eukaryota, Metazoa, Arthropoda, Malacostraca, Decapoda, Cambaridae. The record is from RefSeq and is a predicted model, not a curated record.